Molecule: messenger RNA, 639 nt
Organism: Lachancea dasiensis
Lineage: Eukaryota; Fungi; Ascomycota; Saccharomycetes; Saccharomycetales; Saccharomycetaceae
Source: the annotation of a GenBank genome assembly
AUGGAGAACUUAUAUACCAAACGUAAAGUAGCUGAUAAGGACUCGCAAUCUUGUUUAGUGUGUUAUACACCCACUGCUACGGUACUGUACAAUGCGUCCAUUCAAGACUGGUUUUACUGCUGUGAGAUCCACGUCGAUGAUAACCCUUCAUUUGCCAAGCCUAUAUACCCGGAAGAGUACACAGAUGUUCUUGAGAAAAUCAAGGUCACCAAACAAAAGCUAGACGUUGAGAAAUCCCGUGGCACCACUGGCAGCUGGGAUUCCUGGGUCAAUAAAGUCAUGUAUCGAAGGAAUUCAGAUAAGCGGGUUAGCGAGAGUGGGAAUAAUACCAAUGGAGCAGACAACAUAGGUGAGGAUAAGACAUCCACAGGUGAAACUCCCAAUAGCAAGAACAAGCCGCCUUCCGAACUAGCCAGUCUUACCCAUGAAUACCAACUAUUAUUAGACCAGGUGAGCCGACACCGGAACAGCAUCCGUAACUACAGUCUGAGCCAGGUGAUGUUUGAGAGCAGGUUAGAUGCCAAGAAAAGAAAGUAUAUGCGUCAAAGGAAGGCCAAACAGGAAGCGGAAGCCUACACCAACACCGAUCCCGAGGAACUUCAAACAAAAUUCAGCUUUCCCAGUGUUCCUCAGCAGUAA